AUGAAUAAUGACAACAAAAAAAGAAAAUUUAAAGGUGGUGCAGAGAAAAAUAGGGAAAAACACCAGAAAAUAUUAAACACUGUGGCCCAACAAUGUCACAAAAUAACUAACAUGUUUUCUUCCAAUACAUCAUGUAAACAAUCUGUAGCCAAAAAUAUUUCUCUACAAGUUAUUCAAGAAAUUGCAGAUGGUUCCAAUAUUGUAAUAGACAACCAUUCUACAAAUAAUUGUUUGGAAUCUGCAGCCAAAGAUGUUUCUACUGAAGUUAGUGUAGAAAAUGCAGAUAUUGCCAAUAUUGUAGUGGACAACAAUUCUACAAAUAAUUGUUUGCAAUCCGUAGUCAAAAAUGUUUCACUUGAAUUAUUUGAAGAAACUGCAAGUGGAGAUCUAUUGGAUGGUUCAAAUAUAAUUUUUAGAAAUGAUCCUGUUAAUUUUGUUAAUGUUGAACAAUGGACUCCAGAGUUAAGAAAUAUGAUUCUAAGUUUGGGAGCUUGUCAGCCCAAAGAACAAGAUUUAAGCUUGAUAUUUUGCCUUUAUUGCAUAUUAUAUGGUAAAAAUACCAAUACUGCAUGGACAAAAAAAGGUUUUUGUCAUUGGAAAAAUGGAUCAUUAUCAAUUACUAAACAUGAAACUUCUUCUACUCAUAUAUUUGCAUCAUUAAAAGUUAAAUUAAAACAAAGUUGUCUACCAAUUCUACCAUCAAUACUUGAAGACCAUAACCGAGGGCAUAAAGAAAAUUGGGAAAGUGACUUGAAAGGAAAUUUUAAAGAUAUGGUUGUUCUAAUUUCACAACAUUCGCCUACUCUAUCUGUUCAUAUCAAUCAGUUAAUGGCCAAAGGAAAGAAAGAAAAUUCUUUUAUUUCUUGGGAUCGACAGAAUUCUCUAAUAGACUCCAUUGCUCAAUAUAUUUCGUCAGUUAUUAGAACACAGAUUGUGAAGGCUGGAUAUUUUAGUAUAUGUAUGGACACGACAUUUGAUGUUUCACACAAGGAGCAGCUUUCAUUUAUUGCAAGAUACAUUUUCAAUUCUAAAAUACAUGAAAGAAUUAUUGCAAUAACUGAAUCGCCUUUAACUAAUGGUAAAGUGCUUUUUGACAUGUUUAAAUGUGUAAUGGAAAAAUGUGGUUUGAACUGGAAGAAAAAUUUAGUCGGUCAGUCUUACGACGGUGCUGCAAAAAUGAGGGGGUCAUACUCUGGACUCCAAGCACGAAUUCUUGAUGAAAAUCCAAAAGCUCUUUUUGUGUGGUGUCAUGCCCACAGAUUAAAUUUAAUAGUUUUAUCUGCUGUUGGAUCUUGUAUAGAAGCAGUAGAUUUAUUUGGGAAUAUGGAAAAACUUUACUGUUUUAUAACAUGCAGUAAAAAAAGAUCAGACAUUUAUAGAAUGAAGCAAAAAGAAAUUUAUCCAAAAAAACAAGUACAUGCAAUAAAAAGAGUUGGUACCACAAGAUGGAUGUCAAACUCAUUUGCUUUAGCAACAAUUUUUGAAACACUGGAAGCAAUAUUGGAUAUGUUAGAGGAAGUUAAAAAUCAAGAUGGCUCGUCAGAUUAUAAAAUAGCCACUGAAUGCAAUGGGCUAUUAAUGAACAGGAAAAAAAAAGUUGUUCUACAAAUCGGAGAGAUAACUUUUGAUGAAACUAUUGAGAAUCCAGUUCAAUACUUUAAAGUAUCAGUAUAUUUUGUAACAAUCGACAUUAUAAUACAACAGAUUCAUGACAAGUUUAAUCAAAAUUCAGUAUCAGUCAUGAAAGAUAUUGGUCUGCUAUCAUUAAAAAGAAUGAAAGAAAAAACUGAUCUCCCUCAAGAUGCAUUUAAAAUGAUAUGCAAUGUGUAUGGAUUAAACCAAGAAUUAAUCAAAAAUGAAUAUAUCAUGUUUAAAGAGAUUGUUAAAGAUUUAGAUUUUAACUUGUUAUUAAAGCUACCAGAAAAAAUCCAUGCAGACUCUGAUGAAGACAACAUUCAUAGUGACAAUGAAGAAAGUGAUGGGGAAAUAGACAAUUAUAAAAACAUGGCAAGUUUAAUAAAUAUUUUUGAAACAAUGAAUAGCGCCAACAUAAAUGAAGAAUUCGAAAACUUAUAUAAUAUAAUUAAACUAAGCUUAACACUACCAACGUCUAGCUGUACAGUUGAAAGAAGUUUUUCAAAAUUAAAAAUUAUAAAAACCAGGCUACGUUCAACGAUGGAACAAACAAGAUUAAAAAAUUAAAUGCUCAUUUCAUGUGAACAUGAUAUAAAUAUUGAUAUUGAUAAAGUAAUAGACAUUUUAGCUGGAAAAUCAUCAGUUUUGACUAAAUUAUUAACCUUUUAA
Molecule: messenger RNA, 2304 nt
Organism: Myzus persicae (green peach aphid)
Lineage: Eukaryota; Metazoa; Arthropoda; Insecta; Hemiptera; Aphididae
Product: zinc finger MYM-type protein 1-like
Exons: 8
Molecular function (GO): protein dimerization activity
Source: RefSeq, a predicted model, not a curated record